AUGAUGAGUGAUGCAAGUGACAUGUUGGCUGCGGCGCUGGAGCAGAUGGAUGGCAUUAUAGCAGGUUCUAAGGCCCUGGAGUAUUCCAAUGGGAUUUUUGAUUGCCAGUCCCCCACCUCCCCGUUCAUGGGAAGCUUGCGAGCCCUGCAUCUUGUGGAAGACCUGCGUGGACUGUUGGAGAUGAUGGAAGCAGAUGAGAAGGAAGGCUUGCGAUGUCAGAUCCCAGAUUCAACCGCAGAAACGCUCAUCGAGUGGCUUCAGAGUCAAAUGACAAAUGGACACCUACCUGGGAACGGAGAUGUGUAUCAAGAAAGGCUAGCGCGGUUAGAAAAUGAUAAAGAAUCCCUCGUCCUUCAGGUCAGUGUGUUGACAGACCAGGUGGAGGCGCAGGGAGAGAAGAUUCGAGAUUUGGAGUUUUGUCUUGAAGAGCACAGAGAGAAGUUGAAUGCCACGGAGGAGAUGCUGCAGCAGGAGCUUCUGAGUAGGACAUCCCUAGAAACUCAGAAGUUGGAUCUGAUGGCUGAGAUAUCUAACUUGAAGUUAAAACUGACGGCUGUCGAGAAGGACAGAUUGGAUUAUGAAGAUAGGUUCAGAGACACAGAGGGGCUGAUGCAGGAGAUCAAUGACUUGAGGUUAAGAAUCAGUGAAAUGGACAGUGAAAGGCUUCAGUAUGAAAAAAAACUGAAAUCAACCAAAGAUGAACUGGCAUCUUUAAAAGAACAACUGGAAGAGAAAGAAUCUGAAGUGAAAAGGCUACAAGAAAAAUUGUUUUGCAAGAUGAAAGGGGAAGGGAUAGAAAUUUUUGACCGAGAUAUUGAAGUACAAAAGAUGAAAAAGGCUGUGGAGUCAUUGAUGGCAGCAAAUGAAGAAAAGGAUCGGAAAAUAGAAGAUCUUCGACAGUGCCUGAACAGGUACAAGAAAAUGCAAGAUACAGUAUUACUGGCCCAAGGUAAAAAAGGCCAAGAGAGUGACUAUGACGACUUGCCCACUUCCAGUUCCAUCUCCACUUUGCUGGAAGCACCGGGUUUUGGGGAACUGGAGAAAGGUCUGUCAUCCACACCAGUGAUGGGGUCUCCCAGUCGUGACCCACUGAACACCAGUGUUCCCGAAGAGUUCCACAUCAGCGUCUUGCAGGUUUCAACCCCUUCAUUAUUACCAGCAUCCAAAGGCUUGGAAACUCCCGAGAAAGCAAAAUUGCCUAAGUGUGAGACUUCAUUUGAGGAAAAUGAUGGAAAAAGAACCCUUGGCGCUGCUGUUGAAACCCAAAUGUCUGAUAGCCUUUCAACUUCAAGUCUGCAGAAGUCUAGCAGCCUGGGCAAUCUGAAGAAGGAGUCAUCAGAUGGGGAAAAGGAGUCUGUUCAGAAGCCUCCAGAGGAUAAAGCUCCAGUAGAAAGCAGCCCAUUUGGGACCCUCCCGCCUAAACCUCCAGGGCACGAUGCCUGCAUGGAUGAGAACCCCUUUGGCACCCGAAAAGGCAGAUCUUCCUUCGGUCGUGGCUUCUUUAAGAUAAAAAGUAAUAAGAGGACAGCAAGUGCGCCGAACUUGGAUCGUAAACGAAGUGCCAGUGCACCCACCUUAGCCGAAACAGAAAAGGAGACAGCUGAGCACCUAGACCUGGCUGGUGUAUCUUCUCGGCCAAAAGAUUCACAAGGGAGCAGCCCCUUCCAGAUGUCCCCAUCAUCUCCAGAUUCCAAAAAGAAAUCCCGAGGCAUCAUGAAACUCUUUGGAAAACUUAGGAGAAGUCAGUCAACUACAUUCAACCCAGAUGACAUGUCUGAAACUGAAUUCAAACGAGGAGGGACGAGGGCAACUGCUGGACCCCGAUUGGGUUGGUCUCGAGAUUUGGGACAAUCUAAUAGUGACUUGGAUAUGCCAUUUGCCAAAUGGACCAAGGAGCAGGUUUGCAAUUGGCUUGUGGAACAGGGCUUGGGGUCCUACCUGAAUUCUGGCAAGCACUGGAUUGCAUCUGGCCAAACCCUUUUGCAGGCUUCCCAACAAGAUCUGGAGAAGGAACUUGGAAUCAAGCAUUCACUUCAUCGAAAGAAACUCCAGCUGGCAUUGCAAGCUCUGGGAUCUGAAGAGGAAACCAAUCACGGAAAGCUGGAUUUCAACUGGGUCACUAGAUGGUUGGAUGAUAUUGGCCUCCCCCAGUACAAGACCCAGUUUGAUGAAGGCCGGGUAGAUGGUCGAAUGCUCCACUACAUGACCAUCGAUGACUUGCUGUCUUUGAAGGUCGUGAGUGUGCUGCAUCAUCUCAGCAUCAAAAGGGCCAUCCAGGUCCUGAGGAUCAACAACUUUGAACCCAACUGUCUACGGAGGCGGCCGUCUGAUGAGAAUAGCAUCACCCCCUCAGAGGUGCAGCAGUGGACCAACCACCGGGUGAUGGAGUGGCUGCGUUCCGUGGACUUGGCAGAGUAUGCCCCCAAUCUCAGAGGCAGUGGUGUCCACGGUGGGCUCAUGGUUCUAGAACCCCGUUUUAAUGUGGAAACAAUGGCUCAGCUGUUGAACAUCCCGCCCAGUAAGACCCUCUUGAGAAGACAUUUGGCCACUCAUUUCAACCUCCUGAUUGGUGCUGAGGCCCAACACCAGAAACGUGAUGCCAUGGAGUUACCAGAUUAUGUACUUUUAACAGCCACUGCCAAAGUGAAGCCAAGGAAACUCACCUUCAGCAAUUUUGGGAAUCUGAGAAAGAAGAAACAGGAAGAUGGGGAAGAAUAUGUUUGUCCAAUGGAGUUGGGACAGGCAUCAGGAAGUGUAUCUAAGAAAGGACCCAAAGCUGGCCUGGACAUGCGCCUGUAUGACGAAGAUGACUUGGACCGGUUAGAGCAGAUGGAAGAUUCUGAAGGGACAGUGAGGCAGAUAGGUGCGUUCUCGGAAGGCAUCAACAACCUCACGCACAUGUUAAAGGAAGAUGACAUGUUUAAAGAUUUCGCUGCCCGGUCCCCCAGCACCAGCAUUACUGACGAAGACUCGAAUGUUUGA
Molecule: messenger RNA, 2982 nt
Organism: Pipistrellus nathusii (Nathusius's pipistrelle)
Lineage: Eukaryota; Metazoa; Chordata; Mammalia; Chiroptera; Vespertilionidae
Source: the annotation of a GenBank genome assembly